CCGCCAACGCCUCGGCCGAGCCGGCGCCCGACUGUGCGCUACACGGCCUGCAGCGCUGCCGCAGCGCUCCUCCGCGCGCCUACAGCGCCAUGCGCGGCACCCGCUUCUGGGUCAUGUACAACUUCGUGCCCGGCGACCGACGCUUCAACUGCGACGAGUCGGUGACGUACACGACGCACGGUGACUUCACGUUCGUCGACAAUUUGGAGCCGUUGGUGCGGCGCUGGCGCGGUCCGGUGUCGUUCGGCCUGUACGCGCCCGGCGACGACUUCCUGCCGUCGGUGGAGGCGGUGGCGUUCCUGCGCCAGUGCGGGGACCCGCUCGUGGCUGAGCUCGUGUCGUUCCACGUUAUCUACGACGUGGACAAGGUGCCAGUGAACGUAACGGACGCGGACGAAGUGUUGUCGCGACGCCAGGAUUGUUCGCGGCCGCCCCCCUGGCGCGGCACCGUGUCCUUCCGCAAGGCCAAGCGCCUGACGUACCCAGUGAACGUGGCGCGCAACGUGGCGCGCGAGACGGUGAUGACACACUUUGUGCUGCCGUCCGACGUCGAGCUGUACCCGAGCGCCCACCUGGUGGAGCAGUUCUUGGCCAUGGUGUGGCGGAACGAGAAGGUGCUCUGCCAGCCGCGGCCGAAGGUGUUCGUCCUGAGCAUCUUCGAGGUGAACGAGACCAUGUCCCCGCCGCACUACAAGGACCACCUGACGGCCAUGCUGAAGAACGGCUCCGCGGUGCCCUUCCACAAGCGCAUGUGUGCAAGCUGCCACACCAUCCCCAAGGCCAAGGAGUGGACCUUCUCCAAGGAGACCAAGCAGCUGGACGUGUUUCACGUCGGCAAACGGCACGCGCCGUUCGAUAAGUGGGAGCCGAUCUACAUAUGCACCAACGACGAGCCAGGAUAUGACGAACGACUGACGUGGGAGGGCAAGAUGGAUAAGAUGGGACAGGGUUACGCGAUGUGCCUGCUCGACUACGACUUCAUGAUCCUGAACAAUGCAUUUCUUGUGCACAAGCCGGGCAUCAAAUCAUACAAGCCGGACAAAUGGAGGGACACUCUGGUGGCCAAGCAGCGUCGGUUUGUCAUCAACGCCGCCCGGCUGGAGCUGGACCGCAUCUACGGCCAACGAAAGCAGUGUGUACUCAAGUGAUGGCGCCGCGUGUGCUCUGGCGAUGGCCACGCUAGCGUCCCGCAGCGCGGCCGUCCCAGCCUCACGCGGGGCCACGACCGACUGUGGACCGGCUACCACGCCCAAACUCCUGACGGGCUACUACGUGAGGAACUCUCGGCCAGCUGCCAUGUGAGGACCGACCGUCCCGUCGCCAUCUCGACUGGCUGCUACGUGAGGAGCUCGGAAGCGACUGUUCCGGCUGGUGCUGGUCUGAGCCGUCGCCCACGUCGCUGAUCAGCCAGCCCGGGCCGCUGCCGCCGGCACCGGCGCUGGCCGGUUAGCACUAACCCGCACUGCGCCUCGGCAACGCCGCGCGGCACAAAAAACGAGGCAGCGCGCUGCCGCGCGCUCAAGAAAAACUGGGUGGCACGUCAAGGCCUCCACAGGCAAAGCCGGGUAACCCACGAUGCCAACUACACUGGCCGCGUUGCAUCUCCUAACCGUGGCCUUGCCAUGCAACGAAGAUCAAUGUCCGAUGGCCAAAGCUAUAGCGCGCGCGCGCUUCGCCGAGCCACAUACACGGUGUUGUGGCGGCGGGCGCGGCGCGAGCAGCGCUCCAACGCCCAGCUGACUUAGCCCAGCUUUAUCGCAUUGUCGACCGUUUUAUAUGUUGUCCAUUGUGCGUCUGUUCGUCGCGAUGACAGGGACGGUUUCGGAGAUGGCCACCGGACAGGGUGAAUCAGAGGCGGGACAGAAGUCCAACAGAAAAAGGUACUAUUUGUGUUUAGAGUCGCCGUGCGGCGCGACUGGCUUGAUCGCUGUAAGGAGCGCGUAAAAUGGCCGGGUCCGCUGUCUGUGCGCGGUGUCGCAGUUUUGAUACCAAUGACAUCAAGCGUCACCCGAAAGUUUAUCCAUAGCGUGAAUCACCGUGGAGGGGCAUUAUUGACCACAUCGGUAAUUACGGUCCGAUGUUUUACCAAAGUACUCUGUCGCCGUACCUAUAAACACCACAUUCACCUUAAUUGACUCAUGCCGACCAAACCUUUUUAGAACACUGGCCGGCUCACGUUAGUCACGGGAAGGCAGCCACGCCGUCCCAGCUUGUACCAGGCCAUCUGUUGGGUUAACAAGUCCCGCCGACCAAACGAGCGCACCUGCUCACAGGUGCCUGAUCGAACCGGACAAACGUGUCUGCGGCGGGGCGUCGGCCGGGCGCGCCCCCGCCCAGUCCGCGGUGCUGGCCGCCCGGGCCUGUGAGCCGUGAUUUGGUACGUCAGCGGUCGCCACCAGAGGCGUCGAGCGCUGAGUCCUGCGAGUGAUGGCUGGCGGCCAGCGUCGGCGAGCGGCUGCCUGCCUGCCUGUCUGUGUGUAUGUCUGUGUCGGAGAGCGUGCUUCAGGAGACAGCUGUGUGCUCGGAGGAACGGGCCUGACGCAAUGCCAGGAAACUGUGUGUCAGCCUUCAAUGUUGCCAAGAGUUGGAAAGACCAAAUACAUGUUUAAGUGUCGAACAUGAC
This is a messenger RNA of Pollicipes pollicipes, 2623 nucleotides long. Its product is annotated as beta-1,4-glucuronyltransferase 1. The record is from RefSeq and is a predicted model, not a curated record. NCBI's taxonomy places the organism in Eukaryota, Metazoa, Arthropoda, Thecostraca, Pollicipedomorpha, Pollicipedidae. The transcript has 3 exons. Bases 90 to 1148 code for a protein of 352 amino acids.